UCCCCCCUUCUGAAGAGAUCGGCGGCUCCAGUCCCUCUCGGUUUUUGGUCAAGAUGGCGGCUGAGUUUGAGAGUUUGAACAAAACUUUGGAGAAAAACCUUCCUGCAGAAGAUCUAAAGGAAGUAAAGAGGAUCCUAUAUGGAAAUCCUGUCAGUGACCUUUCUCUGCCUGCUGCAGCAGUUUCCAUGGCAGCUGAGCUAGAUUUUGAGCUUGCUGGGUACAAGAUAGAUGCGGCAGCUGAAGAGCUGAGGCAGCCACGUCUGGUACGAAUUGGAGCUGUCCAAAACAAGAUAGUGGAGCCAACAAAUAUGCCAAUUGCCAAACAGAAAGAAGGUCUACAUAACAGAAUGAAAGACAUUGUCAAGGCAGCAGCUUUAUCUAAAGUCAAUGUUAUCUGCUUCCAAGAGUGCUGGACCAUGCCUUUUGCCUUCUGUACACGCGAAAAACAACCCUGGACUGAGUUUGCGGAGUCAGCCGAGGACGGGCCAACUGUGAGGUUGUGUCAAGAGUGGGCAAAGCAAUACAACAUGGUGAUAGUGAGUCCUAUUCUUGAGCGUGAUCACACUCACCAGGAAAUUUUAUGGAACACUGCCGUCAUUAUUUCAAAUACUGGAGAAGUUAUUGGCAAAACAAGAAAGAACCACAUCCCGAGAGUGGGAGAUUUCAAUGAGUCCACCUACUAUAUGGAAGGUGACAUGGGCCAUCAGGUAUUCCAGACACAGUUUGGACGAAUAGCUGUCAGCAUCUGCUACUCCCGCCAUCACCCCCUCAACUGGUUGAUGUUCAGUAUCAAUGGAGCAGAGAUUGUUUUCAAUCCCUCUGCCACUGUUGGGGCUCUCAGUGAACCUCUCUGGUCAAUAGAAGCAAGAAAUGCAGCGAUAGCAAACUCUUACUUUACUGUCCCUAUUAACAGAGUAGGAACGGAGCACUUUGAGCAUGAGUUCACUUCUGCUGAUGGCAAGCCAGCUCAUAAAGACUUUGGCCAUUUUUACGGGUCAAGCUACGUGGCGGCUCCUAAUGGCAGUCGCACGCCGGGUCUAUCCCGUACGCGUGAUGGGCUACUUGUAACUGAAGUUGAUCUUAACCUUUGCCGACAAGUCAAAGACAAGUGGGGAUUCCAGAUGACAUCCCGUUUGAAGAUGUACGCAAAAUCUUUGAGUGAGGCAGUCCAACGCAACUACAAGCCACCAAUUGUCCAUGAAGAAACAACAAAGUGAAUACAAAAAUGUUGCUAGACUUAACCUGAUAAUAGAACGAUCAGAUGCUACCGACUAACCUAACUUACUUUCGUUAGGUUGAAACUGGUCAACUGGUGUAUACUUUGGAACCGACUCUAAAACUACUCGAAUAAACAUUUAUACUAUU
Messenger RNA from Nematostella vectensis (starlet sea anemone), 1365 nucleotides. RefSeq names its product beta-ureidopropionase. The transcript is spliced from 14 exons. The record is from RefSeq and is a predicted model, not a curated record. The coding region runs from base 54 to 1217 and encodes 387 amino acids. Gene Ontology annotation, molecular function: beta-ureidopropionase activity. Lineage: Eukaryota; Metazoa; Cnidaria; Anthozoa; Actiniaria; Edwardsiidae.